AUGCCUCCAACACCAGCCGAAAACCAAGCCCUACAGAGAAGUACCUUCCAAACAACCAUCUACCUCUCAGAGCCCUACACCGGAAGCAAUCUAAUCCCCGCCUCGAACACAGACAGAACCAAGACCGCAACGCUAACCCCACUAACGGUGCACAGAGACCGGUCUACUACUACCCACCAGCACCAGCUCCUGCCACUGAGCACGCACCCGGCCCUGAACAGACUCUACGUCCCCAGCAAGCCUUCCUCUGAUGCAAACAAAGAGACUACAAACAACAGCGACAGCACCCCAGCAUCGAGGUACAGCAACCAGAUAAACAAGAGCAAGAGCAAGAAAGGACCCGCCGAGUCCACGAAAUGGGUAGGCAUGGCCCUCACCCCCGGGCAGCGGUGGCUCACUGCAGAAGACUUUAUCGAGGCGCUGGAUCAGUCGAUUGAGACGCUGGGGCAGAGUUUCAUGAUAGAUCGGCCGGAGCAGAGCCCCGUGCCCUGUGCAUUUCUGAUGGAGAUUCGGGGCGUGUUUCGGGAUCGGUUGGAUGUGCUGGCUUCGGCUCAGAGGCAUGUUGAUUUGUUGGAGCAGCUGAUUCGGAGUGAGGUUAUUGUUCUGGGGGAUGGGGUGCUGUUGAGUUGA
Molecule: messenger RNA, 630 nt
Organism: Penicillium alfredii
Lineage: Eukaryota; Fungi; Ascomycota; Eurotiomycetes; Eurotiales; Aspergillaceae
Exons: 1
Coding region: 1-630 (209 amino acids)
Source: RefSeq, a predicted model, not a curated record